Messenger RNA from Trichechus manatus latirostris (Florida manatee), 3576 nucleotides. Its product is annotated as sialic acid-binding Ig-like lectin 11. Gene Ontology annotation, biological process: cell adhesion. Gene Ontology annotation, molecular function: sialic acid binding. Gene Ontology annotation, cellular component: plasma membrane. The transcript is spliced from 10 exons. The record is from RefSeq and is a predicted model, not a curated record. The coding region runs from base 149 to 2203 and encodes 684 amino acids. Lineage: Eukaryota; Metazoa; Chordata; Mammalia; Sirenia; Trichechidae.
AGGAACCUUGGGCUGCUGAGGUUCCUCUUCUGUGGACAGUCCCUGCCCCUCCCUGCUGAGGCUUCCUGUCAGAGCUUCCUUUCCAGACAGACAGACAGACAGAUCCAGAAGACAGAGGGUGCCAGGUCCAGCUCCCCUAACUGCAGAGAUGCAGCCACUGCUGCCGCUACUGCUGCCGCUGUUGUGGUGGAUCGAGUGUGUUGGGGGCCAGGGGUCCCAGGCAGGGGCUGGGGCUCCCACUAAUCCUCGGUCUCCCCCAGAGUCCCGGGAUCUGGAUGACAAAUACCAGCUGCAGGUGCAAAAGUCGGUGACGGUGCAGGAGGGCCUGUGUGUCUUGAUACCCUGCACCUUCUCCUACCCUCCAGGUGGCUGGAACCACCCUGACCCAGUUUUCGGCUACUGGUUCCGGGAACAGGCCAAUCCCAUGUUGGAUGCUCCAGUGGCCACAAACAACCCACGCAGGAAAGUAAACUCUCAGACCAGAGACCGAUUCCAGCUCCUCGGGGACCCCGGGGACAGGAGCUGCUCGCUGGUGAUCAGAGACGCACAGAGGAGGGACAUGGCCGUGUACUUCUUUCGGGUGGAGAGAGGAAAUUAUGUGAAAUUUAGUUUCAUGAAAUACACGCUAUCCCUGGAAGUGACAGGCCUGACAAAGAAGCCUGAUGUCUACAUCCCUGAGACCCUGGAGCCGGGACACCCAGCGACACUGCUCUGUGUUUUUCCCGGGAACUUUGAGGGCUGUCCGGCCCCCACGUUCUCCUGGACGGGGGCGGUCGUCUCCCAACAAGCAGCUGGACCACAAGCCUCCCUUUUCUCAGUGCUCACCCUCACACCGAGACCCCAGGACCACAACACCCAACUCACCUGUCGAGUGGACUUCUCCAGAAAUGGCAUGAGCAUUGCGAGGACCGUCCGACUGAGUGUGGCCAAUGCCCCAAAGGACGUUGUCAUCAGCAUUUCCAGGGCUAAAGGGUCAGCCCCAGAGCCCCAGGGAAACAUCUCACAUCUGGAAGUCCAGAAAGGCCAGUUUCUGAAGCUGCUUUGUGCGGCUGAUGGCCAGCCCCGGGCCACAUUGAGCUGGGUCCUGGACGACAGGGUGCUUUCCUGGUCCCCUUCAUCGGGUUCCAAAAACCUGAGGCUGGAGCUGCUUCGGGUGGGGCCCCAGGACACAGGGCACUACACCUGUCGAGCAGAGAACAGACUGGGCUCCCAGCAGCGCUCGCUGGACCUCUCUGUGCAGUAUCCUCCAGAGAACCUGAGAGUGAUGGUGUCCCAAGCAAACAGGACAGUCCUGGACAACCUCAGGAAUGACAUGUCCCUCCCAGUCCUGGAGGGCCAGUCCCUGAGCCUCGCCUGUGUCGCUGACAGCAGCCCCCCUGCCACCCUAAGCUGGGUAAGGGGGAGACAACCCGUGAGCCUCUCGCAGCCCUCGGACCCUGGGGUCCUAGAGCUGCCUCGGGUUCAGAAGCAAGACGAAGGGAAGGUCACCUGCCAAGCUCAGAACCUGCUGGGCUCCCGGCGGGUCUCUCUGCGCCUCUCUGUGCUCUACGCCCCGCAGCUGUUCAGCCCCUCCUGCUCCUGGGAGGCCCAGGGUCUGCGCUGCAGCUGCUCCGCCCGAGCCUGGCCCGCCCCCUCCCUGCACUGGCGGGUUGGGGACCACCUGGUGGAGGGAAACAGCAGCAACUCCUCGGUCAUGGUCACCUCCCGCUCCGCGGGGCCCUGGGCCAACAGCUCCCUGAGCCUCCGCGCUGGGCUCAGUCCCGGCCUCGGAAUCGGCUGCGAGGCCCGGAACGACCAUGGCGCCCACAGCGUCACGGUCCUACUGCUGCCAGGGAAACCCCAGUGUGAGGGAGGAUUUGUUCAGGCGGCCGUCGUGGGAGCUGGUGUCGCCUCCACGCUCUUUCUCUGUCCCUGCCUCAUCUUCCUCAUGGUGAAGACCCGAAGGAAGAUGGCAACCAAGACAACAACUGGAGGAUCCGGUGCCCCCUCUGUCUUGGGAACCAUCACGUGGGGUCACAGGCAGGAUUCCUGGCCAGGCGGCCUCCCAGACUGCCCACCCCCAGCUGUGGCCACCCCCACCUCAGGAGAAGAGGAGGAACUCCAUUACGCCUCCCUCGUCUUCCACGGGCUGAGGCCCCAGGAGCCUCAGGGCCCGGAGGCCACCAGCACCACCGAGUACUCGGAGAUCAAGGUCCGCCAGUGAGGACUUGCCCAGAGCCCAGGUCCGGCUGAAGCGCCCAGGGCUUCCCUGAGAAGGGACACUUGAGGGGGAUUCCUGAGUCAACAGUUCUCCACGUGAACAGGAUUUAACCACUGUAUGGGUGUGGCACAACGUUUAAGCGCCAGGCUGCUAACCGAAGGUUGGUGGUUCAAUCCCACCAGCCACUCUGGGGGAGAAAGAUGCGGCAGUCUGCUUCUGUAAAGAUUACAGCCUUGGAAACCCUAUGGGGCAGUUCUACUCUGUCACAUGGGGUCGCCAUGAGUCUGAAUCGACUCAACAACACCUGACAGAACAACAUGGGAGUUUCACAGUGUGGGGACGGGCAGAACUGGGCUCAGCUCUCAGUCCCAUCCCUACCUAAGAGCAGGAGUUCGAACAAGUCACCUCACUGCUCAGUUUCCUCCUCUGUCAAAUGGGCACGACAAACCUAAGUCACAGGGUUGUUGUGAGGAGUCAGGAAGUAAUUAAUGUGAUGCUUCUGUUAUGGACUGAAUUGUGCCCCCCACCCCAAAUAUGUGCUGGAAGCCUACCACUACAUCUGUGGAAGUGAGCCCUGGUGAUGCAAGUUAGCGGUUAGGACAUCAACAUAACUUUAGGGGGACACAAUUCAAUCUAUAACACUGGGGAACAAAACCUGUGACAUACUAUCUAUUUAAAAAUAAUAGAGAUAACUCUAAUUAUAGUACAUUUGAAACUCAAAUAUUUAGGAAUAUAUAUCAAUGAAAUCACUAUAGAAUAAAGUUUAACUGUUGAGAAAAGUGUACUAAAAGUGUACACCACUCAGACAAAAACUUGUACGUGAUUAUUCAUAGCAGUAUUACUCAUAAUAGCCAGAAAGUGGAAACAACCCAAAUGUCCAUCAACUAAUGAACAGAUAAACAAAUGUGGUCUAUCCAUACAGUGGAAUAUUAUUCAGCCAUAAAAAGGAAUAAAGUAGUGAUAAUGCUACAUGGCUGAACUUUGGAAACAUUAUGCUACGUGAAAGAAGCCAGUUGCCAAAAGCUACACAUUGUAUGAUUCCAUUUAUAUAAAAUGUUCAGAAUAGGUAAAUCUAUAGAGACAAGAAGUAGAUUAGUGGUUGCCUAGGCCUGGGAGGAAUGUGGAGAUUGGAGGGUGAUACCUAAUGGGCACAAGUUUUCUUUUGGGGGUGACAAAAAAUGAUUGUGGUGAUGGUUGCAGAACUCUGUGAACAUACUAAAAACCAUUGAAUUGUGCACAUUUAAACAAAGUGAAUUGUGUAUUCUGUGACUGAUAUUUCAAUAGUUAAUUGAAAAUGUUAAUGUUUAACCUGUCCCUUAUAUUUAAGGAGUGCCUUUUUUUAAAUAGUAUUUUACUGUGCUUUCAGUGAAGGCUCA